Molecule: messenger RNA, 678 nt
Organism: Mesorhabditis belari
Lineage: Eukaryota; Metazoa; Nematoda; Chromadorea; Rhabditida; Rhabditidae
Source: the annotation of a GenBank genome assembly
AUGACGUCAUACAACGCGUCGACGAUCAUCGAUUUUCUCGGCUCCGGCACCGACCAGCAAAAUGAUCUGAGCGGCAGCAUCUCGUCAAUGCCACAGCCAAAAGGCCGACGAACACCGCUGCAAGACGUCGACCUAAACACCGACUUCGACACCCUCGACGAGCCCGUUUGGGACACGAUAAUGCGUGACGCGCGAACAAUCGGCUCCAAGUUCACGCAUGUACUUUUCCCGGGAUCGAGGGACAAAACUCAACUGCUAAGGGACUGGGAUCUCUGGGGACCGCUCUUUAUCUGCGUAUUUCUAUCAUUAUUAUUGCAUAGCCAAGGCGGCGAGGCGGCUCCACAAUUCACCCAGGUUUUCACCCUGACAUUUUUCGGCUCGGUUAUCGUCACGUUGAACAUCAAGUUGUUGGGAGGGCAAAUCUCGUUCUUCCAAUCUCUUUGUGUGAUCGGCUAUUGUCUUCUGCCUCCAUCGCUUGCCGCUCUUCUCUGUUCGAUCAUCGGAAAGGGGAAUCUUUUCGUCGUCCAUUUAACCCUCACCGCUGUCGGCUUUCUGUGGGCAACGUAUGCCGCUAUGGGCUUCCUCUCGUCUCUUCAGGCUCCAAAACGGCAACUUCUCGUCGUCUACCCGAUUUUUCUUUUUUAUUUCAUUGUUAGCUGGCUCAUUCUCUCGCAUACA